AUGGCUCCGCCUUUAAACAGGGCUUCGCGCCCUUCCGGCCAAGAGGCCGUCACGACGUCCAUCUUGCUUGGCAACCUCCACUGCCCUUCCUGUGUUUCCACCAUCCGCGAGGUCUUACAAGAGGCCUGUGCAGACCACAUCCGGUGGGUGUCGCCUAACAUCGUCACGUCCGUGGUCACCGUGGAACACGACGCCGACACGUCCCUUCGUGAUAUGGUCACUGCCCUGGCCGAUGCUGGUUUCGACAUCUGCGGUGUAACGUCUUCCUCCGGCGACGAUAUCGUGGAUCUCGACUUGAGCGCACCGUCUGCCCAAGCUCUGACAGCUGACCCCGGCAUACCUAGCAGACCUGGUCCUGCAGGCGCACAAUCGGGCGGUGCCCACGACAACGACGGCGACGAGAACGGCGAACACGAAGACAAAGGCAAAGGGACGGAACACGAUAUAACACCAGCCAUGCCUUCCUCGCCCAAGGACGCAGCAGAUGCCUCUUCUUCUGCCUGGGGCCUAACACCUCUUGUUCGUUGGCUGAGCGGCCCGCGCGUGGAACCUCGCAGAAGCUUUGCUACCACAAGCAGACUUGCCCAAGCACACCUCAGCAACUGUGAACAGUGCCGCCAGCUCCAAAGUGCCGGCAUAUCACCUCUUCCCUUGCACAAGACCGAAGUCGGUCCGUCUAAAUCCAAACUGGGCGAAGCAGCUGUCUCAGAAGGAAGCAGUAGCAGCAACACCAACAACAACAACAAAAACAACAACAACAACACGCCAUCCACAUCCAGCUCCCAGACCACCGCCGUGUCCAACCAGACUGACACGGCCGCCGACAUGGACAAAUCGUUUGUCACUGUGGAGCACGAAGACGCCCCCACCAACCGGCCGAUAUGGAGGGCGAGUCUAGCUGUGGGUGGCAUGACGUGCGCCGUCUGUGUCAAUGCCAUCACGGAUGAUCUCAAGAAGAAGGACUGGAUCACCAAGGUCACUGUCAACCUCAUCUCCAACAGUGCGACCGUCGAGUUCGACGACAAGGACAAGGAGUCCAAGAUCGUUGAGGCCAUUGAGGACCUUGGCUACGACGCCGCCAUCGACUCCAUGGUCCGCGUCGACCCACCCAAGCCGAAGACGGCACUGCAGCAGGCCAACGGUGUCGGCGGCGACGGUGCCGACCCGGAGCAGCCCGAGCGGACCGUCGAAGUCCGCAUUGAUGGCCUGUACUGCGAGCACUGCCCAGACCGCAUCGCCCGCAGCCUGGCGGGCUUCCGCCGGCCCUCCCUGGAAAUCAUCACCAAACCCACGCCGCAACGCCCCAUCAUCAAGCUCAAGUACGUCCCCGAGGCGCCCAACUUCACCAUCCGCCACAUCUUGGCCGCCAUCGAGGCCAGUGACAGCGAGCUCUCCGCAUCCAUCUACCACCCGCCCACACUCGAGGAGCGGUCCAAGAUGAUCCAGGCCAAGCACCAGCGCCAGAUCAUGUACCGCGUCAUCUUCACGGGCCUCGUCUGCAUCCCCACCUUUGUCAUUGGCAUCGUGUACAUGUCGCUGCUGCCGUCCACCAACAACGGCCGCAUGUACAUGAUGGCGCCUUGGGCGUCCGGCAUCAGCCGCUCGCAGAUCGCCCUGUUCAUCCUGGCCACACCGGUCUACUUUUUCUGCGCGGACAUUUUCCAUGUCCGCGCCUUCAAGGAAGUCCGCGCGCUCUGGCGCCGCAACAGCCGCACGCCGUUCCUCCAGCGCUUCUACCGCUUUGGCAGCAUGAACACGCUUAUGAGCCUGGGCACGACCAUUGCGUAUGUCAGCAGCGUCAGUCAGAUGAUUGCGGCGGCGGCCCACGAGGCAGCCGAGAUCAGCGACGCCAACUUUUACUUUGACUCGGUCGUCUUCUUGUCCUUUUUCCUGCUGUGCGGCCGCCUCAUCGAGUCAUACAGCAAGUCGCGCACUGGUGAUGCCGUCGAGAUGCUCGGUCGCCUGCGCCCGACCACUGCCAUCUUGGUCGAAGAGAGCGUGGCGGCCUCACUCGAGGAAAAGGACGUCAUCGAGAGCAUCGAGACCGUCCAGUCGAUUGCGUCAUCCACCGAACACGACGCGGCCCCCGGGACGCCGACGCUACGCAGUGCGCCUGACGCUGCCAACAAGUCCGGCCGCAUCGUGCAGGCCGAUCUGCUGGACUUUGGCGAUGUCGUGCGCAUUCUGCACGGUGCCUCUCCGCCUGCCGAUGGCGUCAUCGUGCAGGGCCGUUCCAACUUUGACGAGUCGAGCCUGACGGGCGAGUCGCGGCUGGUCCCCAAGACAGUCGGCGACGAGGUGUUUUCGGGCACCGUCAACAAGGACGCACCGGUCCUGGUGCGCGUGACGGGUGCAUCCGGCACCUCCAUGCUCGACCAAAUUGUGGCCGUCGUGCGCGAGGGCCAAACCAAGCGCGCGCCCAUGGAGCAGAUUGCCGAUCUCUUGACGACCUACUUUGUGCCCGUGGUGACGCUCGUGGCCAUCUCGACCUGGGUCAUCUGGCUGAGCCUGGGGCUGUCGGGCAGCAUCCCCGGCCACUUCUUGGACGUCAGCUCGGGCGGCUGGGUCGCGUUUUCGCUUCAGUUUGCCAUUGCCGUCUUUGUCGUGGCCUGUCCCUGCGGUCUCGGACUCGCGGCACCCACGGCCAUCUUUGUGGCGGGCGGCAUGGCCGCCAAGUACGGCAUCCUCGCCAAGGGCGGCGGCGAGGCGUUUGAAAAGGCCAGCCGCAUCGACUGCGUCGUCUUUGACAAGACGGGCACGCUGACCAUGGGCGGCGAGCCGACGGUGACGGACUCGGUCGUGUUCACCAACGGCGGCGGCGAUGCGGACGACGGUCAAGAUCAAGACAGCGCCAUGGCCAAGGACAAGACGUCGGACCUGCUCGCAGCACUCCAGGCUGUCGAGGAGAACAGCGGCCACCCCAUCGCCAAGGCCAUUGUGACGUUCUGCGAGGCCAGCACACACGCGACGGGUCCCGGCGGCCGCGUCGACGACCUGCAGGAGAUGCCCGGCCGCGGCAUGCGCGCAGUCUUCCACAGUCGGGCCGGUACGGAGCGCUCGUUUGAGAUAAUGAUCGGCAACGAGGCGUUGAUGAAGGACUUUUCGGUGACCGUGUCGGACCGUGUUGUGGCGCGGCUGCAGCAGUGGAAGACCGAGGCCAAGUCUGUCGCCCUGGCUGCUACCCGGUCUCUUGGUGCUGGUGCUGGUGCUGGUCAACCGUGGACGCUGGCUGCGGCGCUCUCCAUUGCCGACCCUGUGCGGCCCGAGGCGGCGGCCAUUGUCAAGACGCUCCAGUCCCGUGGCGUCCUUGUCUACAUGCUGAGCGGCGACAAUGCCGUGACAGCAGCGGCUGUCGCACGGCAGAUCGGCAUCCCGGCCGACCAGGUCAUUGCCGAGGUGCUGCCGACCGAAAAGGCAGCCAAGGUCCAGUACCUGCAGGCGUCUCUGCCAUCCCACACGUCCCGGUUUGGCCGGGUCGCGAAGCCCACGACUGUCGCCGACGCAACACCGUCUCACGCGCCCGACGCGCCGUCGCCCUCCGACGCUGCAGCGAACGGCGGCCGCCGUGCGGUCGUGGCCAUGGUCGGCGACGGCAUCAACGACUCGCCGGCGCUCACGCAGGCCGACGUGGGCAUUGCCGUGGGGUCGGGCUCUGAUGUUGCCAUCUCCAGCGCCGACUUUGUCCUCGUGCAGUCCAAUCUGCAGGCCGUCGUCACCCUCUUGGAGCUCAGCCGCGUCGUGUUUCGGCGGAUUGCCUUCAACUUUGGCUGGGCGCUCGUCUACAACGUCGUGGCGGUGCCCAUUGCGGCCGGCGUGCUGUACCCCAUCCGCACGGCCACCACCAACCACGUGCGCCUCGACCCUGUGUGGGCCUCGCUGGCCAUGGCGCUCAGUUCCAUCUCGGUCGUGAUGUCGUCGCUGGCGCUGCGCAGCCGCAUUCCCGGCCUGGGCUUCCGGCCGACCGUCGUCAAGACGCCCGCCACGUCGACCUGA
This is a messenger RNA of Sporothrix brasiliensis 5110, 3993 nucleotides long. Its product is annotated as copper resistance-associated P-type ATPase. Lineage: Eukaryota; Fungi; Ascomycota; Sordariomycetes; Ophiostomatales; Ophiostomataceae. Gene Ontology annotation, cellular component: membrane. Gene Ontology annotation, biological process: copper ion homeostasis; monoatomic cation transport. The record is from RefSeq and is a predicted model, not a curated record. Bases 1 to 3993 code for a protein of 1330 amino acids. The transcript has a single exon. Gene Ontology annotation, molecular function: ATP binding; P-type divalent copper transporter activity; copper ion binding.